This is a messenger RNA of Prosopis cineraria, 1931 nucleotides long. Its product is annotated as cytochrome P450 78A3-like. The transcript is spliced from 2 exons. Bases 93 to 1721 code for a protein of 542 amino acids. NCBI's taxonomy places the organism in Eukaryota, Viridiplantae, Streptophyta, Magnoliopsida, Fabales, Fabaceae. Gene Ontology annotation, molecular function: oxidoreductase activity, acting on paired donors, with incorporation or reduction of molecular oxygen; iron ion binding; heme binding. The record is from RefSeq and is a predicted model, not a curated record.
CACAUUUGCCUCACUCCACACCACGAAAAGCACUCCUCAAUUUCCUUCCCUUGCUCUGCCCCCGUCGAGCAAUUCAUCAAACACUCGCCACCAUGACCACUCACAUCGAUCACAUGUGGCUCUUGGCCGUAGCUUCCAAAUGUACUCGCACCAACCUCUUCUGGUCCCUCUUCUUCCUCGCCAUCCUCCUCUGGUUCAUCAUCUCCCUCUUUCACUGGUCUCACCCCGGUGGUCCUGCUUGGGGCAAGUACUACUCCACCACAAAAUCCAAACCAACUAAUCAUCCACCUUCUGCUUCUUCCAGUUCUCCAUUACCAAUUCCUGGACCGAAAGGGCUGCCUCUGUUUGGCAGCAUGAGUCUUAUGGCUUCGCUUGCUCACCGCCGCAUCGCCGCCGCCGCAGAAGCUUUCGGAGCCAGGAGGCUCAUGGCCUUCAGUCUCGGCGAAACGAGGGUGAUAGUCACGUGCCACCCGGACUUGGCGAAGGAGAUUCUGAACAGUUCGGUGUUUGCGGACCGACCCGUCAAAGAGUCGGCGUAUAGCUUGAUGUUUAAUAGAGCUAUUGGGUUCGCUUCCUAUGGGGUUUACUGGCGGACUCUGAGGAGGAUCGCCGCCACUCACCUCUUCUGCCCUAAGCAAAUCAAGGCGUCGGAAUCUCAACGGUCCGAAAUCGCCGCCCAAAUGGUGGAAAUGUUCGUAAAAAGUGGCGGAGAGGGCUUGCGAGUUCGCGAGGUGCUGAAGAAGGCGUCCCUUAAUAGCAUGAUGUGUUCGGUGUUUGGACAGCGUUAUAGGCUGGACGAGUCGAACAGCGAAAUGGUCGAGCUUGGAGCGUUAGUGGACGAAGGGUACGACUUAUUGGGUACCCUUAAUUGGGCGGACCACCUGCCCUGGCUGGCCGAUUUCGACGCUCAAAAAAUCCGGUUCAGGUGCUCCCGACUCGUCCCCAAGGUGAACCGCUUCGUGAGCAGAAUCAUCGCCGACCACAGAGCCCAAAAAACCCAAACGAACCGGGAUUUCGUGGACGUCCUCCUAUCCCUCCAAGGACCUGAUAAAUUGACCGACUCCGACAUGAUCGCUGUACUUUGGGAAAUGAUAUUUAGGGGGACAGACACAGUGGCGGUUUUGAUCGAGUGGAUACUAGCGAGACUAGUGCUUCAUCCUGAUGUGCGAGCGAGGGCUCAUGCAGAGAUCGACAAGGUGGUAGGGAGGUCACGUGCCGUCACUGAGGCGGACGUGGCAGCACUGGUGUAUUUGACGGCGGUGGUGAAGGAGGUGCUGAGGUUGCACCCUCCGGGCCCACUCCUGUCGUGGGCCCGCCUGUCUGUCACUGAUACAACCAUUGAUGGGUAUCACGUCCCCGCGGGGACCACAGCUAUGGUCAACAUGUGGGCCAUCUCGCGGGACCCACAAGUAUGGAGUGACCCGUUGGAAUUUAUGCCCGAGAGGUUCGCCGCCAAGGAAGGAGAGAUGGAGUUCCAGAUAUUCGGGUCGGAUCUGAGGCUCGCUCCGUUCGGGUCGGGCAGGAGAGUUUGCCCGGGCAAGACUUUGGGUUUUGCUACGGUGUGCUUUUGGGUGGCCACGCUUCUGCACGAGUUUGAAUGGGUACCGUCGGAUCAAAGUGAAGUUGAUCUCUCAGAGGUGUUGAGGCUCUCUUGCGAAAUGGCCAAUCCUCUCACCGUGAAAGUACGCCCUAGGCGAGGGUUAGGGACAAGCCAUUGUUAAAUAAGUUAAUAUUAAGUUAAAACUUAUAUAUUAAACGAAGAAGGAUAAUGGGUUUUGGCCUGCGAUGGGUACUAACUACUAAGGUUUUAUGUUUUCAGAACUUAAAAAGUUUGAAGUACGAAUCUUCUAUAUAGCUCUGUAUUAUGCAAGAUAUGAGCAAUGGCGUUGUAAAUAUUGGUGAAAUUAACACAGUGUUGUGAGUUUAAUUUA